Molecule: messenger RNA, 561 nt
Organism: Triticum urartu
Lineage: Eukaryota; Viridiplantae; Streptophyta; Magnoliopsida; Poales; Poaceae
Source: RefSeq, a predicted model, not a curated record
GCUGAUGCCCGGGGCGGCCCCGCGCGCUGCCGUGGCCAUCGACUGCGGCCACGUUGACAGCUUGGUGAGACCCUGCCUGAGCUACGUUCAGGGCGGCCCCGGCCCGUCUAGGCAGUGCUGCGGCGGCGUCCAGACCCUCCAUAACCAGGCGCAAUCCAAGAGCGAUCGCCAAGCCGCUUGCUACUGCCUCAAGGAUAUCGCUGGUCGCAUCCACAAUCUCAACAAGGACAACGCCCGCAGCCUCGCCCCCAAGUGCGGUGUCGACCUCCCAUACCACAUCAGUCUCGACAUCAACUGCAACAGUGUGUAAUGAGCGACGAUCCGUCAAGCUGGUGCUCAGCUCAUCCAUCCACGUGGAGUUGAAGCGCGCAGCCUCUAUCCCUAUGUAGUAUGGGCACUAGUUAUGCGAGUUUAUACUGAAUAUGAAUAAGAACUCUCUCCUGCUGGCUUGCUGGUACUCCUCUGGAGGAGAUCAGUAUCUGUGUACCUGAGAGUUAAGAGUUUGUACCAUGGGCACUCCCAGUGUUUAUGGACUUUUAUACAUACAGCUCGUUCUGUUCA